AUGUUGUUGAGGAAAACGUGUUUUAUUCUUCUGAUUUCGGUCUUCGCUGUGUCUGCCCAAUCAAUUGAUGAAGAAGAACGUGUGCAUGUCGGAGAAGGAAGUGCUAAUGGUAUCACUGACGAUGAGGACAGUGACAUGGAGGGUUCUUCAUUACCUCCAGACACUUUCUAUGCAACCACUCCACAAUUGCGACAGAAGUUUGUUCCAAGCACCAGAAUGGAAACUACAACUACAAAGAUCGUCACUUUCACAACAUCCGAUGAGAUUGUGACAUCUCCAAGAAAUGUGAUCGAUGUCACUACAUCAACGGAUUCUCGUCCAUCAGUUCCAUUCUCAGAAGGAUUUUUAUUGUUCGGAACCACUGGAGUUUUUAUUAUUCUUGGUGGAGUCAUGGUCAUUUUAAUCAUUUUAAUUAUGAUCAUUCUUUGCUUUAAAGCCAUUAACAACAAGAAACAAGCUUACCGACCAGGUCAACGAGAAAGUCCAGAUGCUCUACUCAAAGAAUAG
Messenger RNA from Caenorhabditis remanei, 507 nucleotides. RefSeq lists its product as uncharacterized. The coding region runs from base 1 to 507 and encodes 168 amino acids. The record is from RefSeq and is a predicted model, not a curated record. NCBI's taxonomy places the organism in Eukaryota, Metazoa, Nematoda, Chromadorea, Rhabditida, Rhabditidae. The transcript is spliced from 4 exons.